ACUGCUGAAGCAGAUGUGGAGAACUAUAAAUUAAGGAUCCCAGCUACUUAAUUGACUUAGGCUUCCUAGUUCGUUGCCCAGCCACCACCGUCUCUCCAAAAACCCGAGAUCUCGCUAAAAUCAUCAUGGAUUCACUCGGCGCUGUCAGCACUCGACUUGGGUUUGAUCUUUUCAAAGAGCUGAAGAAAACAAAUGAUGGCAACAUCUUCUUUUCCCCUGUGGGCAUCUUGACUGCCAUUGGCAUGCUCCUCCUGGGGACCCGAGGAGCCACUGCUUCCCAGUUGGAGGAGGUGUUUCACUCUGAAAAAGACAUGAAGAGCUCAAGAAUAAAGGAUGAAGAAAAAGAGGUGAUUGAGAACACAGAAGCAGUACAUCAACAAUUCCAAAAGUUUUUGACUGAAAUAAGCAAACUCACUAAUGAUUAUGAACUGAACAUAACCAACAGGCUGUUUGGAGAAAAAACAUACCUCUUCCUUCAAAAAUACUUAGAUUAUGUUGAAAAAUAUUAUCAUGCAUCUCUGGAACCUGUUGAUUUUGUAAACGCAGCAGAUGAAAGUCGAAAGAAGAUUAAUUCCUGGGUUGAAAGCAAAACAAAUGAAAAAAUCAAGGACUUGUUCCCAGAUGGCUCCAUUAGCAGCUCUACCAAGCUGGUGCUGGUGAACACAGUUUAUUUUAAAGGGCAAUGGGACAGGGAGUUUAAGAAAGAAAAUACUAAGGAAGAGAAAUUUUGGAUGAAUAAGAACACAAGUAAAUCUGUACAGAUGAUGACACAGAGCCAUUCCUUUAGCUUCACUUUCCUGGAGGACUUGCAGGCCAAAAUUCUAGGGAUUCCAUAUAAAAACAAUGACCUAAGCAUGUUUGUGCUUCUGCCCAACGACAUCGAUGGCCUGGAGAAGAUAAUAGAUAAAAUAAGUCCUGAGAAAUUGGUAGAGUGGACUAAUCCAGGGCAUAUGGAAGAAAGAAGGGUGAAUCUGCACUUGCCCCGGUUUGAGGUGGAGGACAGUUACGAUCUAGAGGCGGUCCUGGCUGCCAUGGGGAUGGGCGAUGCCUUCAGUGAGCACAAAGCCGACUACUCGGGAAUGUCGUCAGGCUCCGGGUUGCAUGCCCAGAAAUUCCUGCACAGUUCUUUUGUGGCGGUAACUGAGGAAGGCACCGAGGCUGCAGCUGCCACCGGCAUAGGCUUUACUGUCACAUCUGCCCCAGGUCAUGAAAAUGUUCACUGCAAUCAUCCCUUCCUGUUCUUCAUCAGGCACAAUGAAUCCAACAGCAUCCUCUUCUUCGGCAGAUUUUCUUCUCCUUAAGAUGAUCCUUGCCAUGGCAUUGCUGCUUUUAGCAAAAAACAACUACCAGUGUUACUCAUAUGAUUAUGAAAAUCGUCCAUUCUUUUAAAUGUUGUCUCACUUGCAUUUCCAGUGUUGGCCAUCAAAUCAAUGAUUUAAUGACUCCAAUAGUGUGUGUGUUUAUAAUCAUCCUUGAAAGUGAAAUGUCCUUUUCUUUGUGCCAUGAGUAAGGUGAGUCCAACCAAACCUCACUGAUAAUCUCCCCUUGUUUUCCUUUGAAAGUAAAUCGGUAUCUUGUAGUUUUGUGCACACGAAAGGAGAGAAAGUCUCUCCAGUAAAGAGUAUGAACUAGUAAUUUUGGGGGGUCUCUCUAAUUCUAGUAUUUUGACAUGUUAUAAUACACAAGUAAAAUAAAACAAUAGUUUACUCAGCUCAUGUUACUAUUCCCCAACAGAUAUUGUGGCAAAUAGCACAUAGGAAAGAGAAUUUGGGAAUACAGUAGCAAAACAUAAAUUAAAACUCAAAUGCCAGGACAAAAUAAAACAAUAUACCAGAUGGAGAGGAUGCCCGUAUUUUCACCUUCCAUUCUAACAUUAUCCAUUGUUAGAUGCAUAAGCAUUUUGAUAUUGUGUAAUAAAUGUGGUAUUUGAGAAGAUAAAUGAUGUACUUGAUCAGUAUUCCUCCUCUAUCACCUUUUUAGACUUCGUAAGGUAAAUAUUUGGAAUAACUUUUAGAAAAGUUUCCUUUUUUUUCCUCCAUUUACAUUUUUCUGUUUUUUUUUUUUGAGUGAGGUAGGAGUAUUACCAAAUGAUAUUUUCUGAAGAUGCUUUUUGAAAACCUCUGAAUCUAUACCUAAUGCUCUUAAUUAUUGGCUUGUUUCACUUUUUUCCUCCAGUUUUUAACAAGAUCACAUAACUGGCUUAUUUUUAACAGCUUUGUCAAUCUACAAUUUACAUGCCGUAAAAUGUACACACUGUAAUUUUAUAAUUCAUUGACUUUUAGUAAAUUUCUAGAGUUAUGCAUCACCACAAUCCAGUUUUAGAAUAUUUCCAUGACCCUAAGAAGUUUCCUCAUAUCUAUUAAUAUUCCCAAUCCUAGGCACCACUGAGUUGUUUUCUGUCUUUGUAAGUUUUUCUUUCUACAUCUUAUAUAAAUGGAAUCAUACUACAUAUAGUAUUUUGUGUCUGGCAUCUUGCACUUAGCAUGAUGUUCUUGAGGUUCAUCUGUUGUAGUAUGUAUUGAUACUUAAUUUUUUAUUGCCGAAUGCUAUUCCAUUGCAUGGAAAAGACCUAUUUUAUUUCUAGGUUCACCAGUUGAGGGACAUUUGGAUUGUUUCCACUUCUUGGCUGUUAGGAAUAAUGUUGUUCUGAACAUGUAAAUAAAGAUCUUUGUGUUCACAUAUGUUUUCAUUUCUGUUGGGGAGAUUCCUAGGCGAGAAAUUGCUGGGCCAUAUGACGAAUCAAUAGUUAGCUUUGUAAGAAACUGUCAAACUGUUUUCCAACGUGACAUUUUAUAUUCCCACCAGGAAUGUUUGAAACUAGUGUCUUCAAAUCCUCACCAACAUCCAGGAUUGUGUCUUUAUGAUUACAGCCAUUUUUGUAGGUACAAAGUGGCAUCUCAUGGUGGUUUUAAUUUGCAUUUCCCUAAUAUCUAAUUAGGUUGAGCAUUUUUUUAUGUGCUUAUUGGCCAUUCAUUUGACUUUGUUUGGUGAAAUGUAUACAAAUCAUUUGCUCAUUUUUAAUUUGGGUUGUUUGUCUUGUCUUCUCAUUUUAUUGAGUUAAAAGAGUUCUUAAUAAACUCUGGCUUACAAGUCCUUAAUUUAUCAAAUAUAUGAUACGUGGACAUUU
Molecule: messenger RNA, 3127 nt
Organism: Pongo pygmaeus (Bornean orangutan)
Lineage: Eukaryota; Metazoa; Chordata; Mammalia; Primates; Hominidae
Gene: SERPINB13
Product: serpin family B member 13
Exons: 8
Coding region: 126-1301 (391 amino acids)
Molecular function (GO): serine-type endopeptidase inhibitor activity
Source: RefSeq, a predicted model, not a curated record